AUGUCAAAUUCAACAUCUUCAACUCUGACUUAUUUUAUUCUUGAAGCUUUCCUGGAUGUUGGCCCACACCUGAAGUACCUGUGUUUUGUGGUGAUUGCAUUGUUGUAUGUUGUUAUUGUGUUGUUGAACGUGUUCCUGGUCCUGGUUAUCUGCAUGAACAGGAGUUUACAUGAACCUAUGUACAUGUUUCUGUGCAGCCUGUUUGUAAAUGAACUGUAUGGUAGUACAGGCUUGUUUCCAUUCCUGCUGAUCCAGAUUCUGUCRGACGUUCACACUGUUUCUGCUCCGCUCUGUUUCCUGCAGAUCUUCUGUAUCUUCAUGUAUGGAAACGUAGAGUUUUAUAGUUUAGCCGUCAUGUCUUACGACAGAUAUGUUGCCAUCUGUUUCCCUCUGCGGUACAGCACUGUGAUGUCUGAUAACGUUAUCCUGCGGCUGGUUGUGUUCUCCUGGUUUCUGCCUUUAGUUAAUUUAGUUGUGAUGCUGUCUCUGAGCGCCUCGUCCCCUCUGUGUGGGAACAUUAUUGAUGGCUUAAAUUGUACCAACUAUAAUGUUGUAAAGUUGGCGUGCAGGAGCUCGACUGCCAGUAAUAUUUACGGACUUGUUUACACCUUCACUGUGAUUGCCAGCCUGGCUGUGAUGAUCCUUUACACCUACAUCAGGAUCCUGAAAGUCUGUUUCUGUGGMUCCAAACAGACCCGACAGAAAGCCGUCAGUACCUGCAUGCCUCACCUGGCCUCUCUCAUCAACUUCUCCUUUGGUAGUUUUUUUGAGAUAACGCAGAGCAGGUUCAACAUGAGCCACGUUCCCAASGUCCUGCGUAUCAUUUUAUCUCUUUACUUCCUCGUGGCUCAGCCGCUUCUUAACCCCGUCCUGUACGGGCUGCAGCUGAAAAAACUACGACUUACCUGUAGAACUCUGUUCUUUGGUUCAAAAUAAGAUCCAGGUUGUUUAAAAGCUG
Austrofundulus limnaeus is the source of this 958-nucleotide messenger RNA. Its product is annotated as olfactory receptor 10A6-like. Gene Ontology annotation, molecular function: odorant binding; G protein-coupled receptor activity; olfactory receptor activity. Gene Ontology annotation, biological process: G protein-coupled receptor signaling pathway; detection of chemical stimulus involved in sensory perception of smell. The record is from RefSeq and is a predicted model, not a curated record. Gene Ontology annotation, cellular component: membrane. The transcript has 2 exons. The coding region runs from base 1 to 936 and encodes 311 amino acids. NCBI's taxonomy places the organism in Eukaryota, Metazoa, Chordata, Actinopteri, Cyprinodontiformes, Rivulidae.